CUCUUCAGUGCUGGGAUUACAAGCAUGAAUCCCAUACCUAGUCCAGCCCCCCAUCUUUAUCACUUCUUGUUAAGUCUCUCCAGCUGUAAAAUGAGGCUUCCUGGCUUCUUAUCUGGCCAAGUGAGAGGAGGUUCUCUGGGCCUCUGUGGACAUUGACCCCUGCCAGGACAGCCAUCCUCAUACACUGUGAGUACCCACCCCAGGUACCAGCCCUGCUCUAGUGGACAGCAGGAGAGAGUACGAGGUCUUCUGGUGCAGCAGCUGCAGUCUCUGGAGUCUGGACCAGGCUGGCUAUGGUCCAGCUGGCUCCAUAGCCCGGGACACUUUUCUUCACAAACUGGUUUUUCCCUCUGGCUGGCAGCCCAAAAAAGAAUAGCGCAAUUCACUCCCAGCCUGAGAUUGGGAAGGCUCUAGUCGAGUCCUCUAGACUCCCAGGAUUGUACCUCCUGUCUUCCGGGAAGCCUGCUUUCCCUGAAAGCAAGUUGUUUGCCCUACCCAAGCCUGGCUGCUAAGUCUUGCUUGGUCUCAUUGAGAAAGCUUCAGGAAGAUCCGAGCCGGAAGCUGGGUUAGCCAGACUCUCCUUGUACUGCGGCAGAGCUGCCCUGGAAGGAGGCAGGACCUCUUCAAAUCUCUGCACUAGGGUCCAGGAGGAGCCAAGAGACCCAUAGCCCCUGAAGACAAGUGCGUGGCUGUGCUGUUCCGGGAGCUGACAGAAGGCAGAGCUGGCAGUGAGUAGAUCAAAGGCUAGAGGGGCACAGCUACGGAGGCCUGGAGGCCCGUGUUCCCUCCGUGUCCCCAGCAGCCCUACUCUGCAGUCUUCUCUGUGGUCUAAAUAAGUCUGUUAUCCACUGUGAAGCUCUGUAUGAUUUGGAGUGGUCUCUCCCUUGUCUGGGCCUCAGUCUCCCCAUUUGUCCACAGAAAGCGAGACUGGAUCAUUCUUUCAGGAAACUCUGCUUGCUAGGCUUGGUGUGAGCCCAGCGGCUGCGUUAACUGAGAUGUAUCUGGGGGUUUUAAGGGGUGAAUGCUGGGGGGAGGUUCAGCAUCACACGGGCGAAAGACCCCAUGUACCCCCAAAUCAAGAAAGGGCUUGGUAGAUCCGGCCUGUCUCUGGCUCCGUGUCGGCUUAGACAAGACCUAGGUUCUCCGGGGAAGGUAACCCUGCUUCCCACCAGGUUCCCACCGCGCCGCUCCCGCAGCGGAGCCCAGCGCUGGAGUGCAACUGGUUCCCUGGCAACCUGGGAGGAAUCCAGCCUCAGCUACAGGCUCUUCCUCUCCCCUCCCACCGCCUCCUACUGCGGGCGCCGGGGGCGGAGGCUGCCAGCCCACUAUAAAAAGCAACCAGGCUAUCGGCGAGCGACUACUCCGAGCUGCGACACGGCUCAGUCUCCUGGCCCGCCGAAUUCCUGCACUCCAGCCAUCCAGCCAUGGCUCCCUCGCAGCUCGCGUGGCUGCUGCGCCUGGCCGCCUUCUUUCAUCUGUGUACUCUGCUGGCGGGGCAGCACCUCGGCAUGACGAAAUGCAACAUCACGUGCCACAAGAUGACCUCGCCAAUCCCGGUGACCUUGCUCAUCAAUUACCAACUGAACCAGGAGUCCUGCGGCAAGCGCGCCAUCAUCCUAGAGACGAGACAGCACAGACACUUCUGUGCUGACCCAAAGGAGAAAUGGGUCCAAGACGCCAUGAAGCACCUGGACCACCAGACCGCUGCCCUGACUAGAAAUGGUGGCAAGUUUGAGAAGCGUGUGGACAAUGUGACACCUAGGAUCACCUCGGCCACCAGGGGACUGUCCCCAACUGCCCUGGCAAAGCCUGAGUCAGCCACAGUGGAAGACCUUACUUUGGAACUGACUGCUAUUUCCCAGGAGGCCCGAAGGCCCAUGGGGACUUCCCAAGAGCCACCAGCAGCAGUGACUGGAUCGUCUCCCUCAACUUCCAAAGCCCAGGAUGCAGGGCUUGCCGCCAAGCCUCAGAGCACUGGAAUUUCUGAGGUGGCUGCUGUCUCUACCACCAUUUGGCCGAGUUCUGCUGUCUACCAGUCUGGAUCUAGCCUCUGGGCCGAGGAAAAAGCUACUGAAUCCCCCACCACUGUAGCCCUAUCUACUCAAGUGUCCACCACGUCACAUUCAACCCCCAAGGAGAAUGUUGGGUCUGAAGGCCAGCCCCCAUGGGUCCAGGAGCAGGACCCCACUCCAGAGAAGGCUCCAGGGCCUGAGGAGACAAACCCAGUUCAUGCUGAUAUUUUCCAAGACAGAGGACCUGGCAGCACAGUCCAUCCCUCAGCGGCUCCCACCUCCUCUGAAGAGACCCCCAGCCCAGAGCUGGUGGCCUCGGGCAGCCAGGCUCCUAAGGUAGAGGAACCCAUUCAUGCCACUGCAGAUCCCCAGAAACUUAGUGUGUUUAUCACUCCUGUCCCUGACUCCCAGGCAGCCACCCGGAGGCAGGCAGUGGGGUUACUGGCCUUUCUUGGUCUACUCUUCUGUCUGGGGGUGGCCAUGUUUGCCUACCAGAGCCUCCAGGGCUGUCCCCGCAAAAUGGCAGGGGAGAUGGUAGAAGGCCUCCGCUACGUCCCCCGAAGCUGCGGCAGUAACUCGUACGUCCUGGUGCCGGUGUGAGCUGCCUGCUUGCCUGCCUGUGUCCAGAGUGUGAUUCGGACAGCUGUCUGGGGACCCCCAUCCUCAUACCCACCUUCAUCCACGCUGGGAGAAUGGGAAUGCAGAAGCUGGAUCCUCCGGGGGCCAUGUGCUCCAACCCCCGAGGAGUGGCCCUGGAGGCCACCCUAGACCAUUAUUCACUUAUCAGAGACAGACAGAGCAGGUGGCCUUCCAGCUCCUCCAUAUUUGAAAGAAUCCUCUGCUGCUGGCUGGUGAGAGGGGCCCUUGACAUCCCAAACUCUAUGAGCAAUUAUUUAUUGGAUUCCCAGCCCCUGAGACACCCGUUUCCCGUGCGCACCGUGGUCCACCCAUCUUACAAGCAGCAGGCCAGGCCUCUCUGCCUGUCCCCUGACCUCCUCGUGUCUCCUGGCUUUGCUGCAGUCGCCAGCCCUGUCUCCUCCCCGGCCAGCUGCGGUGCUAUCUAUCCCGGUCUCCCUCCCCCGUGUACAGAGCCAUCACCACCAUCACCACCAACACCGCGUUCUGUCUUUGCUUGCAUGAGGUUAAUGCUGUGUUUUCUGGAGCUCUCUGGGAAGGGAGAUGAGCUUCUGUGAGGGUUUAAAGUGUUCCUCCCCAGACUUUGAUGUGCCGUGAAGGCAUGCUGCCUCUGAAGGAAGGCUCUGGUCCCCACUCCGCUGCCAGCACAACAAAGUGCCCCCCCCCACCUGUAAAGGAAAAGAGACUCGGCCCAGAGCUGGCAAAAACCCAUGGCCCUGACAUCAUCACUUUCUCUGAGAUCUUUGUCCCCAUCCCUGGAUGCCACCCCCCACCCCCCAGCCCUUAUCAACAUGAAUAGUCACUGCCAUUCCACUGGACUGACACUUUUGUAUGCUGUGAUUCUGAGGGCUGGCCAGGGAUGACUUGAGAGUGCAGAUCCUACCCCAUGGGCCCCCCAAUGGAGGCUGAGCUGGGGGCUUGCAGGAAGAGAGGCCAACUCAGAAGGCCCCCUGUGUUCUCACUGGCCACCCCUCCUGUGCACCAAGGUGACAGUCACAGGUCUGCCCUGCCUGAAGAACAAGCCACAGAAGGAAGAUUAUGACGAGCCCCUGGGAGGCCGAGGAUCCACGGCAAACCCCUGGAGUGGCCACACACCCAAUUUCAGCUUAGGGACUUGUGCAUGUGUGUACUUGCACAGCCCAGAUCAUUCAGAAGCUGCCAGGGUCCUUUCCUACAUCUGAGAGCGCAGUUCCUGACAAGGUCUCACCUUCGCCCCACUUCAGGCAGGGCCAGAACUCCCGUAACAUUCUCCAAGAGCCCUGUGACGUGUUCUGGAAGGGACUCUGCCCUGGGCACAAAGUGUCUACUGAAGCAGAGAGCAGCGCCCCAGCGCCCCAGCGGGAGCUGUACCGGCAGACCACGCCCCUGGGGGGGGCCCUCCUUGGCAGCUUUCCCCACCCUGCUCUGAAUAGCUCCAACCGUCACCUUUGGAGCCUCCCAGGGGCAGGCUUCACCCAGAAGCCAGUGACUCACUCCUUGAUAAGUGGAAGCCCAGAACAGGUGCUCUGUCCCGGAGUGAGGAAGCCAGCCCCUUGGCGACCCUCCUCUUGGGAAGCUUGUGGGAGGCUCUGGCCUGGCUCCAGAGUACUAGUUGUAGGCCUGAGGAGCAGCAGCCCGAGUGCACUAUAUCCUGGUUCCUUCGGUGGGGAGCCUUCAAGGGUUGGGACACCCAUGGUUGGACUUUGUUGGUUCCCGCGCCUCGCGGGCCAAAACAAUCUGAGGAGGACUUUGGAAGGAGUUGGUUUUUCAAGCAUCAUUACCAAUGUCUGUGCCAUUUUGUAUUUUACUAAUAAAAUUUUAAAGUCUUGUGGAUCAAA
Molecule: messenger RNA, 4465 nt
Organism: Rattus rattus (black rat)
Lineage: Eukaryota; Metazoa; Chordata; Mammalia; Rodentia; Muridae
Gene: Cx3cl1
Product: C-X3-C motif chemokine ligand 1
Exons: 3
Coding region: 1425-2612 (395 amino acids)
Biological process (GO): positive regulation of ERK1 and ERK2 cascade; inflammatory response; immune response
Cellular component (GO): extracellular region
Molecular function (GO): chemokine activity; CCR chemokine receptor binding
Source: RefSeq, a predicted model, not a curated record